AUGAUCAAAGAAUUUCUCUUCCUGGGAUCUGGGAAUCUCCAUGGGCUACAGUCUUUUCAUUUGGGGAUAUUUCUGGGCAUCUAUGUAGUGACCGUGCUGGGGAAUGUUUUCAUCCUCACAGCCAUUUCCUUUAAGCUCAGCCUCCACACCCCCAUGUAUUUCUUUUCGUCCAAUUUGUCCUUCCUUGACAUCUGGUCCACUACUUCCAUUGCCCCUAAGAUGCUGCAGACUCUCUCAGAUCCUGAGGCAGCUUCUUUUGCAGGUUGUGUGGCCCAGUUCUCCUUCAGUUCAUUAGCCGUAGUUGAGUGCUUUGUGCUGCCAGGCCGUGCCUUCGACCACUACCUUGCUAUCUGCAGCUCUCUCCAGUACCCAUCCCUCAUGAACCUCCACACGUGCAUUAUGUUUGCAAGUGGGCCUUGGCUGGAUGGAUUCCUAACCCCUGUGGUCACUGUCCUCAUGACUUUCCAGCUGCCAUCCUGUACAGCCUAUGAGAUUGGCCACUUCUUCAGUGACCUGGAUCCUCUACUAAAUCUGGCCUGUUCUGAUCCUGAGGUGGUGGAGAAGGCCACUUUCCUCCUGGCCUCCUUUGUCAUGGUGCCCAUCCUGCUCAGUCAGGCACUAGACAAAGUACUUGGGGAUUCAGGCCACUGCUUCUCCCUCUUCCAGGGAACUGGCCAGCAGAGCAGGGACCCUCCCUUGGGCCCUACAGCCUAA
Molecule: messenger RNA, 714 nt
Organism: Lynx canadensis (Canada lynx)
Lineage: Eukaryota; Metazoa; Chordata; Mammalia; Carnivora; Felidae
Product: olfactory receptor 6N2-like
Biological process (GO): G protein-coupled receptor signaling pathway
Cellular component (GO): membrane
Molecular function (GO): olfactory receptor activity
Source: RefSeq, a predicted model, not a curated record